GCUGCCUGCGCCGGGGCUGCCGCAGGCUUUCAAUCCCUCCGUCACACAGGGAGCCGGGAGAGCGGGGACCCGGUGACCCACUCAUUUCCUAUAGGCUGUGUCCCCUUCCUGACGGGAAGAGCGCCCGCGCUGGUGCUGCUUUGUGCGCCGGGGCCCUGGCCGCACUUGCGGAGCCCCAGCCCCAGCCCCAGCAUGUAACUGAGCGGCGGCUCGUGUUGUCCCCUCGGCCGGAGGCGACGCGGGCAACUUUUCCUGCGGGCAGGCGGGCGGGCGAGGAGCCGCGGGAACAAUGACAGAGGAGAGCAAAGGGGAAGGGAAAGGGGAAAGCGGGAAGGACCUGGAGAAGCAGCUUCGCCUGCGGGUCUGCGUCCUGACCGAGCUGCUCAAGACGGAGCGGGACUACGUGGGCACCCUGGAGUUCCUCGUGUCGGCAUUCCUUCACCGAAUGAUCCAAUGUGCUGCAUCCAAAGUUGAUAAAAAUGUCACAGAGGAGACAGUUAAGAUGUUGUUUUCAAAUAUUGAAGAUAUUCUUGCAGUUCACAAGGAUUUCCUGUCUCUGGUGGAAGACUGUUUGCAGCCUGAACCUACUGCGCAUCAUGAAGUGGGAACCUGCUUUCUUUAUUAUAAAGACAGGUUUCGUAUCUACGAUGAAUACUGUAGUAACCAUGAGAAGGCACAAAAACUUCUUCUUGAACUUAACAAAAUAAGAACAGUGAGGACUUUUCUUUUGAACUGUAUGCUGCUUGGAGGAAGAAAGAAUACAGAUGUUCCACUGGAAGGAUAUCUAGUAACACCAAUACAGAGAAUAUGCAAGUAUCCCCUUCUUUUAAAGGAGUUACUGAAGCGGACUCCAAGGAAACACAGUGAUUAUGCAGCAUUAAUGGAAGCCCUCCAAGCCAUGAAAGCUGUCUGUUCCAACAUAAAUGAAGCCAAGAGACAAAUGGAAAAAUUAGAGGUUUUGGAAGAAUGGCAGUCUCACAUUGAAGGAUGGGAGGGAUCCAACAUCACAGAUUCUUGCACGGAAAUGCUAAUGUAUGGAGUUUUGCUGAAAAUUUCUGCAGGAAAUAUCCAGGAGCGGGUCUUUUUUCUUUUUGAUAAUCUUUUGGUCUACUGCAAAAGAAAACACAGGCGAUUGAAGAACAGCAAAGCAUCUACUGAUGGCCAUCGGUAUCUCUUUCGAGGCAGAAUAAACACAGAGGUGAUGGAAGUAGAGAAUGUAGAUGAUGGUACAGCGGACUAUCAUAGCAGUGGCCACAUUGUUGUUAAUGGCUGGAAGAUUCACAACACAGCAAAGAACAAAUGGUUUGUAUGCAUGGCAAAAACUCCUGAAGAGAAGCAAGAAUGGCUGGAAGCUAUUCUGAAAGAAAGAGAAAGAAGAAAAGGUUUAAAACUGGGCAUGGAACAAGAUACUUGGGUGAUGAUCUCAGAGCAGGGAGAGAGACUCUACAAAAUGAUGUGCAAACAAGGGAAUCUGAUCAAAGACAGGAAAAGAAAACUAACCACUUUCCCAAAGUGCUUUCUUGGAAGUGAGUUUGUGUCCUGGUUAUUGGAAACUGGAGAGAUACACAAAGCUGAAGAAGGUGUACAUCUUGGCCAAGCUUUACUAGACAAUGGUAUUAUCCACCAUGUUACAGACAAGCACCAGUUCAAACCUGAACACAUGCUCUACAGAUUCCGUUAUGAUGAUGGAACAUACUAUCCACGAAAUGAAAUGCAGGAUGUUAUUUCCAAGGGUGUAAGAUUGUACUGUCGUCUUCACAGCCUGUUUACUCCAGUAAUAAGGGAUAAAGAUUACCAUCUAAGGACCUACAAAUCUGUAGUCAUGGCUAACAAACUGAUAGACUGGCUGAUUGCACAGGGAGAUUGCCGGACCAGGGAGGAAGCAAUGAUCUUUGGUGUAGCUCUUUGUGACAAUGGGUUUAUGCACCAUGUAUUAGAAAAAAGUGAAUUUAAAGAUGAACCACUGCUAUUUCGUUUUUUUGUGGAUGAAGAGAUGGAAGGGUCAAAUAUGAAGCACAGGCUCAUGAAACAUGACUUAAAAGUUGUGGAAAAUGUCAUAGCCAAAUCAUUAUUGAUUAAAUCUAAUGAAGGCAGCUAUGGUUUUGGUUUAGAAGACAAAAACAAAGUGCCUAUUAUUAAAGUAGUGGAGAAAGGAUCAAAUGCUGAGAUGGCAGGCCUGGAAGUAGGGAAAAAGAUCUUUGCCAUUAAUGGUGACCUAGUUUUCCUGAGACCCUUCAAUGAAGUGGAUUACUUUUUGAAAGCAUGUUUAAACAGCAGACAGCCCCUCAGGGUUCUUGUGAGCACAAAACCACGCGAGACAGUGAAGAUUCCUGACUCUGCAGAUGGGCUGGGAUUCCAGAUCAGAGGCUUUGGUCCAUCAGUUGUCCAUGCUGUUGGGAGAGGAACUGUGGCAGCUGCAGCUGGUCUCCACCCUGGACAGUGCAUAAUCAAAGUGAAUGGAAUUAAUGUCAGCAAAGAGAGUCAUGCAAGCGUUAUUGCCCAUGUUACAGCCUGCAGGAAAUACAGGCGUCCAAUGCAGCAAGAUUCCAUACAAUGGGUAUAUAACAGUAUUGAGAGUGCACAGGAAGAUCUUCAGAAAACAAACUCCAAGCCCCCUGGAGGUGAUGGAGGAGAUGUCUUUGACUGCAAAGUGGAAGAGGUAAUUGAUAAAUUCAACACUAUGGCAAUAAUUGAUGGGAGGAAAGAUCAUGUUAGUCUGACUGUUGAUAAUGUUCACCUGGAAUAUGGAGUGGUUUAUGAGUAUGACAGUACUGCUGGAAUGAAAUGCCAUGUGUUAGAGAAAAUGGUUGAACCGAAAGGCUUUUUCAGCUUGACAGCCAAGAUUCUUGAGGCACUGGCAAAAAGCGAUGAAGAUUUUGUUCAGAAUUGCAACAGCCUGAAUUCUUUAAAUGAAGUUAUCCCCACUGACCUCCAGAGUAAAUUCAGUGUUAUCUGCAGUGAGAAAAUUGAACAUAUAUACCGAAGAAUCUCUAGUUAUAAAAAGUUCUCAAGAGUGUUAAAAAACAGAGCUUGGCCUACGUUUAAACAAGCCAAAUCAAAGAUCUCACCACUUCACAGCAGUGAUUUCUGCCCAACCAACUGCCAUAUCAAUGUGAUGGAAGUUUCCUAUCCUAAAACCUCAACUUCUCUUGGUAGUGCCUUUGGGGUUCAGCUAGACAGCAGAAAGCAUACUUCACAUGAGAAAGAAAAUAAAACUACUGAACAAGGUAAACUGAAUCCCAUGGUUUACAUUCAGCAUACUAUUACCACCAUGGCAGCCCCAUCAGGACACUCCCUAGGUCAACAAGAUGGCCAUGGUCUGAGAUACCUAUUAAAAGAAGAGGACUUAGAAACACAAGAUGUCUAUCAGAAAUUGCUGUGCAAAUUGCAGACUGCAUUGAGAGAGGUGGAAACAUGUGUCUGUCAGAUAGACGAUCUCCUCUCUUCGAUAACAUAUUCUCCCAAAUCAGAACGUAAAACACCUGAGGCUUUAAUACAAGCAGACAGUGACAAUGACAAGGGAGAAAAGAAUGGGAAAAAGGUCUGUUUUAAUGUAGCUGGUGAUGAGCAGGAAGAUUCUGGCCAUGACACCAUCAGCAAUAGGGAUUCAUACAGUGAUUGUAAUAGCAACAGAAACUCCAUUGCCUCAUUCACCAGCAUUUGCAGUAGCCAAUGCAGUUCUUACUUUCACAGUGAUGAAAUGGAUUCAGGUGAUGAACUUCCCUUAAGUGUUCGCAUUUCUCAUGAUAAACAGGACAAACUCCAUAGUUGUUUGGAGCAUCUUUUCGGUCAGGUAGACUCAAUUGUCAAUCUUCUGAAAGGACCUGCUGUAGCGAGGGCCUUUGAACAGACAAAGUAUUUCACACCCGGACGAGGCCUACAAGGUAAAAAUUUAAAUCUAACACUAGAAUUCACAAAUGGCACAAAGGAAUGCAAGAUGGAAAUGGAACCUAAGCUUAGUUGUCCAAGGAGGUUACGACUUCACAUCAAGCAAGACCCCUGGAACCUUCCCAGCAGUGUCCAAAAUCUUGCACAGAACAUUAGAAAAUUUGUUGAAGAGGUGAAGGCAAGACUGCUGUUGGCACUUCUUGAAUACACAGCUUGCCUGCAGCCAGGGAGAGGAUUAAUUCCACAGUGGUCUGCAGUCGGGGAGAAAGGCAAGACUUUCACCUGUGAGUCCAGAGCUAAGACCUGCAGGACCAGACUAAGAGAUAGUGAAAUACAGCUCAGACGAGACAUGGUCUUCUGCCAAAGUCUAGUAGCCACAGUCUGUGCUUUUUCUGAGCAACUAAUGGCUGCAUUAAAUCAGAUGUUUGACAACAGCAAAGAGUAUGAAAUGGAGACUUCAGAGGCCAGCAGAAGGUGGUUGGAACAGAUAGCUAAUGCAGGUGUUCUUCUUCAUUUCCAGUCAUUGCUGUCACCUAACUUGACGGAUGAACAAGCCAUGCUAGAAGAUACAUUGGUUGCAUUAUUUGAUCUGGAAAAAGUUACUUUUUAUUUCAGACAAUCAGAACCAGAACCAAUAGUUGCAAAUGUUCCAAUCACAUAUCAAGCGGAAGGAAGCCGGCAAGCCUUGAAGGUUUACUUUUAUCUUGAUAAUUACCAUUUUGAGCAACUUCCUCAACGAUUAAAAAAUGGAGGAGGAUUUAAAAUACACCCAGUACUUUUUUCACAAGCACUGGAGAGCAUGGAAGGAUAUUAUUACAGGGACAGUGUAUCAGUAGAAGAAUUUCAAGCCCAGAUUAAUGCAGCCUCACUAGAAAAAGUCAAGCAGUAUAACCAGAAACUCAGGGCAUUUUACCUGGACAAGUCAAAUCUGCCUCCAAAUUCAACAUCUAAAGCUGCUUAUGUAGACAAGUUAAUGCGGCCCCUCAAUUCUUUGGAUGAACUUUACCGGCUGGUAGGGUCAUUUAUCAGAUCCAAGCGCACAGCUGCUUGUGCUUACACUGCUUGCAGUGCCUCUGGAGUUGGAUUGCUCUCGGUUUCUUCAGAACUUUGUAGCAGACUUGGAGCUUGCCACAUCAUAAUGUGCAACAGUGGAGUUCACCGGUGCACACUAAGUGUCACUCUGGAACAGGCUAUAGUUCUUGCUAGGAGUCAUGGUCUACCUCCUCGCUAUAUUAUGCAAGCUACAGACGUGAUGCGCAAACAGGGAGCAAGAGUGCAGAACACUGCCAAGAAUUUAGGAGUGAGGGACAGAACACCACAGUCUGUCCCAAGAUUAUACAAGCUGUGCCAGCCUCCACCUCCUGCUGGAGAAGAGUAAGGAGAAUGAAGCAAAAUAUAAUAAACCGCUUUUAAGAUAUUGGACUAGAAAACAAAAUCAAGAUGCACUCUAAUGGAACAUGCCUGGUGAAGUGACAAGUAGAAUUUAUUUACUCAGGAUAAAGAAAUAGGUUGUCCUUAAAUAUUUCUCUUUCAUCAUUGGGUAACAGACUGUUGAAAAAUAUUUUUGGGCUCCAUGUACUGUAGUGUCACAUGAGCAAAAUUUGAACGUUGUGGGGGUUUCCUGGAAAUUUUACACUGGAAUUUGCAGGUGACAUGGCCAGGUCAGCAACACAGUUGCCUUUUGCACAUAGACAGCAGUAUUAGAAAAGCCAUCCCAUGUGAACCACAUCAAAAUGUCAUCCAAGUCCACAGAGUGAACUCCAGGAAAGAAGAAAAGUUUAAAAUUAUCUAAAUGCAUUCAUCUCUCUCACACUGAUUAACUUGUGUCUUUCCCACUAAGAUAAUGUUAUUAUGUUCUCCAAAAGUUUAGCAAUAAGAAAUAAACAUUUUUAGUCUAUGAAACACAUAUAUGUUAAAGACUAAGAACCUAACUACAAAUAGUCCCAAUGAGUUUGGAAUGACUACGUGGAUCUAGCAGUCAAUGUACAAUUCCAACACAGUAAACUCAGUUACUUUAUUAAGAAUCCAUGGUCAUCACGGAUUUGAAAGAGCGUGUUAUUUCAUCUUGUAGAAAUGGUGCAACCCCUUAAAUUGCAUAAAAAUUAAAAUAUAGCUUUCAAAGAUAUUUUGGGAGAGAGAGUGUGAUUGAUAUUAGGAAGGUGAUAUUAACAUAUAAUUAGAAGGAAGUUCAAACUUCAGCCUGCAGCAGCUGCUUUACUUUGUUGGGCUUCUAUAUUUCAGAAAUCUCCAUACAGUUGUGUUUAUCUUGUAAAGUAUUGUACAUGGUAUCAUGUCUAACCAGACUGGGUAAAGGGCUGUGCUCUAGCUUUGAACUGGAAAACUUUGAAUUGUAGAGUAUGUAAGUAAAGCAUAGUGUCAAAACUUCAUAUGUUUAUAUCAGCAUAUAAAAUAUUUUGUCAGCAUAAAGUUUUACAGCUAUUGAAGUUGGUUUUGCAGACUGGUAGUUUUAUAAUUUUAUGAUUUUGAUUUUGUAGGAUGUUUUGAAUAUCUACAUGGAUCAGGAAAAAUAUUAUUCAUGUUUAAUUGUUUUCUGACCAAAGUGUUUCGAGAGAAAAUAAAUGUUCCUGAAAGACUCUUCAUAUGUAUACACAUUAAAGUAAAAUUACAUUUUAAAAUUUUGCUUCUGGUAGUAGUAACUAGAUACUAGGGAGGGAUGCAUAUAAUCUAAAAACGUAAGUAUUAUACAAAUUAUAGUUCUAUAAUUGCACACAAACCUCUACAACAUAGUUUUUUCAGUUCUAUGUUGUCUAUUCACUUAUGAAAUUUCAGUAAAUGUAUUAACUCAGAAAUAGAUGAGAAUUCAGUACAAGCUGUAUUUUACAAAGAGUGUUCUUUCCAUAGGACAUAUAAUUGGUUUAUUACUUUUCUCCAAAGGAGGAGUUAGUAGUUCUACAUUCUUCAGUAUUCUUGAUUUUAUAUGCAGAUAUUAACUUUGGCAACAAAGUAAAUAUUUUUAUAUACACACAAAUGUAUGUGUAAAGACAUAUAUUAUAGUAGCAGUAUGCGUAUAUCUAGUUAAACCAGUUAUGUAGCCAACCAAGCUUAAACAUAAAAUCUGUUAACUUCCUUUAACUGUGACAAAAAAUGAUACUGAACACUCUGUAAAGUCACAAUUUUCCCUCCAUUCUUGAAGUUUACAUCCUUCUGAUACUUGCUGGAAACUUUUUUUCAGGAUUUUGAUAAACACGAAAUUCUACUUUCUUAAGCUAUAUAGGAAGUAGGAAAACCCAUUUUCUUUGUCUAUUAUGACAACACUUUUACAUAAGAAAAGAAUGGAUUUUGGUUUUAUACAGUUGUUGUUCUAGUCCACAAAUCUCAUAGUCCUAGACAUGUUUUAUUCAAAGGCAAUAUUGGUUAAGAUUAUCCUUCCUCUAGGCAAGUAUUACCAAGAAAAUUUAGGCUUCUGCUUGCUCAGGCACCAGAAAUGUGCAGAAGUCAAAGCUUUCUUGUGCUAGGUAUUGUACCACAAAUCAUGUAGCACAUUUAGUUUGGCAGUGUCAGGCUUUACUAGGAGCAAGGAUUUCUUAGGGUGAUAUUUUUAUUGAACCAACUAUGCAGCUGGGAUAGAAUUAGACAAGCUUUUGAAUGUGAAGUAUUCUUGGUGAGGAACCUAAUUCUUGGUGUGAGAUUUGGCUACAAAAUCUUUUACUAAGAGACUGAGUGCUAUCAACUGAAUGAAACUGAUACAGUUCUACAAGAGGAAAAUCUGUUGUAUGCACACACAUUAUCAGUGAAUAAACUUAUCGUCCAGCACUUUUGUAUAUCAGCUGAGUCACAAUAAUGAUGUAGGAGUGCAAUAUACUAAAAUCAUUACAUGUGUAAUAUGAUAGGUUUAAUGUAAGUGGGUUUUAGGCAUUUGAAAGUGCAGGUAAUAAAUGUUUGUUAAAUGAUAGCUGAGGACUGACAGCUAUUAGCCAAAAUCAUUGGAUCAAAUUCUUCAAUUAGAAUUUUUCUUGAGUAAGCACUGAAGGUAUUGACCCUCUGCUUUUGUAUCUGUUGUUACAUUAUAUGUCUAAAUGACUAUUUAGUGAAGAAGAGGAAAGGUUUGAGUCCCCAGUUCUCUUUUGUUCUGAAAAAUAUAUAUAAGAGUUUACUUAACUCUCUCAACUUCAUUAUACAAAGCGCAUCCAGCCUCUAGCACCAAUGACUUGUGCGGUGCAUGAAUUUAGAUAUUUAGGUUUGUAUUUUCAGAGGGCUUGAUGGAUUUAGGCCCCAGUUUCCAAUGGGAUUUGGGGUUUGGAUUUUCAGAGGCCCUGAAGAGGGUUAGGCACACAGCUUCCAUUGAACUUCUAUUGGAAAUGGGUAUGUAACUUGCUUGGGCUCUUUUGAAAAUUGUAGUCAUGGCCAUUUCAGUUGCAAACUUCACGGACUUUUCUGUAUCUCUUUACUUGCCCCUCUAUUUUCUGAACAAAAUCACACAUCCUAAUAUGUUUGGUUCCCGGUUAGUUCAGCCAGGCAUUGAAGAAGCCUUCUUACAAAUUACACAUUUACAUAUGUUUGUGACUAAAGCUAAUUAUAAUGUUGCGUAAACAUGUAGGAUAUAUUUACCCUUCCUGCAGUGCAUACACAAUAAAAAAAUCAAUUUUCAGUGUACACAGUAUAUUUAUCCGUUCAUAAAUUCCUAGGCUUGCGAAUGACAAGAAGCGAUGAUUAACAGGAGUUCUAACACUCUCAGCUCAUUAGAUCUUUACUUCUGCUACAACCAUUUAUGCUGCUUAUUUGUGUAUUGCAGCAAUUUACAGAAAACUCGGUGUGUGUGUGUGUGUGUGUGUGUAACUUCACACAAAAUAACUAAAAAUAGAGUCUAAAAUCUGCUUGUGUGUGUGUGUGUGUGUGUGUGUAAUUUGAAGUUUUACAUGCACAUACCAUCUAGGAAGGGCAUAGGGAAUAUUUAAGAACCAGAAAGGAAAGGUUGGUAGCCAUAUAAUAGUCAACCAAUUAUGCAAGAGGCAAGUAUUUCUUAGGGUUAUAUCUUUUAUUGGGCCAAUUGCAUAACUAGAAUAGAGUUAGACAAGCUUUUGAAUGCAAGACAUUAUUACCCAAACAAUAUAAUGGUCAUGCUAAAGGGAAAUAUAUUUUUAUUCAAAGGUAGAUCUGGAGUGGGAGGGCUGUUUUAAUAACUGGAUCCUAUUCAGGUUCAGUCUUAGUUUUGUGAAAUGAGCAUUAGUCCAAUCUAGUCUCUGAAGUUAAGAGUCUGAAGAAAUAGGAAAUUUCCCAGUAUUUAGUAUGUUGUUCUUCUUGAGUUUAACAAAAGUAAGAUAGAUGGUUCUAGUCUGUAAUUGUUAAACAUUUUUUGCAUUAGUAAUCCUCCAACUCAAAGAGUUUUUGCUCAGUUAAAAUAAUUGAUACAUACAUUUACAUCCACCGAAGGAAACAACUUUUUAAUGUCACAGCAUUUCACUCUUACUUUCUAAAAGAAUAAUGUCUGAGCUUCUCUUGCACAGGUUUUUAGCCAAGGAAAUCAAACUAAACUUUAUUGGGAAUUAUGUAGAAAGCAUAUUUCAAUGCGUAACCUUAUUUCUUAAUAGCCUAUUGAAAGCUUUCUUGUGCAUUUAAAACAAUCAAUCAGUUUUAUUAACUCUGUUUAGCUCUGUUUUUACUCAAAGAAAAUUAUAGGUAAAUGGUAGUGUUGUUUGUUUCAUAAAUCCAUUGUUAGAUGUACUAUAUAAGACUACAAUUAUUUGAGUCUGUGAGUUCCUAUUACAUCAUGAUUAAGCAAGAGUUCAAAAUAGGAGAGUAUUUUUGGUUUUGUUCCAAAUUGAAGUGUUAACAUCUAUAGUGGAAGUAUAUUUCAGCAGAUGUACAUUUUGCAGCUAUUCCAUAGGUUUGUGUCUGCCAACACUAUGCAUAUUUGCACCAUUGGUGUUUAACCUGACAACAGCAGGAUAGCUCCUAAAACUCGCACAUUGCCUUAAACAUUUUAGCUAUGUACUUACUGAGAAAUGCACAUAGUGCUUUUCUAAUUGUACUCUGGCAGUACACUAGCAUUUGUAAAUUAGAUGGAAAAUACAUACCUGUCUCAGGAUAUCUAGAUUUUUGUGAUUAAUUAGAUUUUGAUGUAUAAAAAUAUACUGAACUCACUUAUAUUUUUGUAAACUGACUGACUUUUUAUAUGCUGUAUAUAUCCAUUAACAAUUCUUCCUUAAGACUAUAAGUUGUUAAGGACAGUUUCUUUUCCUGCCUGCAACAGAUGGGUUUUUUAUGUUGCGCAUGUAUAAAAAUAUGUACUAUAUACAUAAGAGAUGUGGAGAUGCUACUACCUGUAAGCAGCUUCAAAUAGCCAGUGACUGACCAUGCUAUGUUGUCAUUUCUGUUAUUGUCUUCCAGGACUAAUAGCAAUCCUGUUUGUCUAGAAUCCAUACUAACGUUCCUGUUUGUUGACAAUAGAAACUGUCGCCUGCUACAAUCUGAAAGACUAGUCUAGUGCACUUCCUGGUUAGUUGAUACAUAUAUACAAGUAUCAUAUUUGGACUUUCAUGGGUAUGCCCACAGCACCUCUAGUGUAUGUCUGUGUACUGUAUGUACAUUAUACAUAUUUAUAAAGAUUAUAGCAGCACUAUUCUGCUUGUAGCAACCUGUAUAUAAUGUAUGAAGUUAGCUGAGCUUGUGCAACAUUUUAAGAAAAAUGUUUAAUUUUUUGCAUUGAAGUAGUGCACACUUUUUUCACAUGAAGGACAUAUUUUUUGUAACUUUUCAGUAAGAAUCUUAGAGCAUUAUUGCUUUUAAAUAUAAAAAUAUAUAAUACAUACAUUUAUACAUUGAAUCAACAGUUUCCAUUUUAAAACUCUCAAACUAGCAGCGCCAUGCGUAGUUGACAUUAACAUUUGUAAUUUAAUGUUAAACCUUCUUGAAAUAUGGAUUUAAAUAACGUUUUUCUGUUUUUGUAAAGUAUCCAUGUAGUAUACUUUGUAUCAGUUAUUAUAUUGACUAUGGGUUUUAAACUAAUGCUGUAUACUUUAUUAGAUGUAUGGUUUAUUUUUUUUAGUUUGCCUAUUAAAAGUCUGGAUUAGUAACAAUGAAUCUCAAAGUGUCAAUAAUAAAACAAAAUGUUC
Messenger RNA from Alligator sinensis (Chinese alligator), 10961 nucleotides. It is a transcript of the gene PREX2, whose product is annotated as phosphatidylinositol-3,4,5-trisphosphate dependent Rac exchange factor 2. The record is from RefSeq and is a predicted model, not a curated record. NCBI's taxonomy places the organism in Eukaryota, Metazoa, Chordata, Crocodylia, Alligatoridae. Bases 290 to 5266 code for a protein of 1658 amino acids. Gene Ontology annotation, molecular function: guanyl-nucleotide exchange factor activity; protein binding. The transcript is spliced from 41 exons. Gene Ontology annotation, biological process: intracellular signal transduction.